AUGGAUGAUGGAUCAUCACAACGAUCCACUGCUGAUAGUAGUCAAAUACCAUUUCCACCACCAGCUGAUUAUCAUACAACUUAUUAUACAGCUAAAGGUCAAUGUUUAACAAUACUUAAAUAUUAUCUAUCUCAUUCAACAACAAAUAAAUAUCCAUUUGCUCUGUUCAACCGUAUUCUUACACUUUAUACAUUUCAUUUUAAAACUCGUCCAUCACAUGAAUCCGAACGACGUAAAGCUUUUUGUGCUUUUCUUAUAUCUCUACUUGAUGAACAACAACAUAUAAAUCCAUAUCAAUAUUUAACUGUGAUUAUUUUAUCAUUACUUGAUGCAUCACCUGAUGAACCUAAUUGGUUAUGUUCUGUACCGAUAACAGAUGAAAGAUCAUCUCAACGUUGUCUUUGUUCAAUACUUAUAACACAUCUUGAUUCACUUAUUUAUCUUGAUAAAAGUCAUAAUUUAGAUGAAUAUAUUAAAUUUCUUUUAUCAAUUUAUCGUCUUCAAUUAUUUAUUUAUGAUAAUGAAAAUUUUCAUAAAAUGGAACUUGAUAAUGGUCAAUGUCCAGGUUUAUGUUGGUUAACAUUAUUUAUAUCAUAUGGUCAAUGUUUAUCACGUUUUCUUUUUCAUAUUAUAAAACCAACAAUAAAAAAACAAAUAUUUGACCUUUCAAUAAAAUUUGUUAAAAUUUUAAUUUUAUUUUCUUUACAAUUACAACCAACAACAUGUUUACCACAACAAGCUAAAGAAUUACAACUAUAUACAAAUCCAUCUCUUUGGCAUCUUUAUGAACUUAUGUUAUUAUAUCAUCAUCAACAACAAUCGAAUAAUGAAUCAAUAAGUAUUAUUAAUAAACAAAUACUCGAUGAUCAACUAUGUGUUUUUGGUUAUAUACAUGAUGUACUAGGAACUGGAAAUGAACUUAGAUAG
This is a messenger RNA of Rotaria sp. Silwood1, 927 nucleotides long. NCBI's taxonomy places the organism in Eukaryota, Metazoa, Rotifera, Eurotatoria, Philodinida, Philodinidae. The record is from the annotation of a GenBank genome assembly.